Molecule: messenger RNA, 638 nt
Organism: Phragmites australis (common reed)
Lineage: Eukaryota; Viridiplantae; Streptophyta; Magnoliopsida; Poales; Poaceae
Exons: 1
Coding region: 177-638 (153 amino acids)
Source: RefSeq, a predicted model, not a curated record
UUUGUGGGCAAAUCUUGGAUGCUUCCACAGGGUGCUCACCUACUCAAUUGUCCAUGAUCGUGUCCCGCUGAGCACGCGAGUUUCACUCAACAGCUCCAUUUGCAAACCUACAAAUCGGAGCAACUCCCAAGCUAGCCAGCCAUAACCCGGACCCAACCGAGAAGGAGAGCUGCGAGAUGGAUGGCUACUGCAACCUCGCCUCGUCCCCUCCAACGGCGAACGGCGCCAGGGCGAGGCCGUCGCUGGAGCUGACCAACACCAAGGAGACCAAGGCGUGGGAAGGGCUGGCCAUCGGGGCUGUGACGCUGGCCAGGACCUUCUCCACCGGCUCCCACCGGUUCUGCAGGUCCGGCAGCCAGAGGAGCAGGAGCGGCGGCCUGCCGAGCGCGCUGAGGAGGGCCUUCUCCAUGCGGCGGCACCCGGCGGGCCCCAGCGCCGGGGACGGGUACUGGAGGAUCCACGACAUGGAUGGGGACAUCGAUUGCAAUGCUGUCGAGGAGCAUGGCGAGGAGGAGGCGGAAGAGAAGGAGGAGCGGGAAGAAGGGGCACCGGCUGCGGCAGAGGCGGAGGCCAAGGGUGGGAGGAAGAAGAAGAUGGGUGGCAUGUUGAAGGCGUGCAAGAAGCUUUUCUGGUUGUAA